GUGGCAGGUACUUGUGCUAGGAAACAUUGUCAGAUAAAGAAGAAACGCUAAUUACUGCAGUCAAGAAAAAUGGAAUCCGAGGUCUCAGAAAGCGAAUCGGAUACCGGUAGUAGUUCACCGCCGCAACCAGUUGCGCCAAGGGGACGUGGUAGGCCACGGAAACUUCGUGGAGGUAGAGGACGGCCCAGAAUGCAAAGAGAGCCAGACGUUGCACUCGGGGCUCAUCCCCGAGCACCAACCAAGCGGGGACGAAGGAGGGUCCAGCCACCAGUAGAGAUGGCAGCAACAGCCUUAGCAGAGAGAAGGAGAGAUAUUGAGAGUAAAGUAGAUGCACUAUCACCUGAUGAGAUGAGGGACACCCUUAAAAGAGUUGUGAGGGAAAACCCAGAGUACUUGUUCAGUAUUUUGGAGCCUGAACAAAGAUUUCAACCUUCUGGGGGUGGAACAGUACAACCAUCAUGGUGCAUCUGCUCUCAUUGUAGCGACAUGCCAACUCCUAGGGAGAAAGUCUGCUGCCAAAGAAAUCCUGAUAACUGUAUUUCUAGAUUGCCGGAUUUCGGGGUGCUCAUUUUAGACGAGGCAGUUCUUGCAUUGGCAAGAUUCUACCGCCAAGAUAUUUUGGCAAUGCCAGAAGAUGCAGAUAGAAACAGAGCCAAUCACCACACGGGAUAUCGCCAAUUUGUACUUUGGCAUCAUGGGAAAUUGGGAGCUGGAGAUAGACGUGUAAUUCCUAGCUGUUGUGUGUGGCGUAUCAGAGACAAAUUUCCUGACCCUCAUGGACAUUACAUUGGUUUCAAAGAUAACAGAUUGCAAUAAAAUA
Messenger RNA from Ostrea edulis (European flat oyster), 820 nucleotides. RefSeq lists its product as uncharacterized. The coding region runs from base 70 to 816 and encodes 248 amino acids. Gene Ontology annotation, molecular function: monoatomic ion channel activity; ATP binding; purinergic nucleotide receptor activity. The record is from RefSeq and is a predicted model, not a curated record. Gene Ontology annotation, cellular component: membrane. The transcript is spliced from 4 exons. Gene Ontology annotation, biological process: monoatomic ion transport. Lineage: Eukaryota; Metazoa; Mollusca; Bivalvia; Ostreida; Ostreidae.